Molecule: messenger RNA, 1064 nt
Organism: Nelumbo nucifera (sacred lotus)
Lineage: Eukaryota; Viridiplantae; Streptophyta; Magnoliopsida; Proteales; Nelumbonaceae
Product: RNA-binding (RRM/RBD/RNP motifs) family protein
Biological process (GO): mRNA splicing, via spliceosome
Cellular component (GO): U1 snRNP; precatalytic spliceosome; U2-type prespliceosome
Molecular function (GO): mRNA binding; U1 snRNA binding
Source: RefSeq, a predicted model, not a curated record
CAGCGAAACGUCUGAAGAAGCUCUAUUCCAGCUCGAAGGACAGCGGCCUCUCCGUGCAGCUGUGCUCGUCGCCCGGAGAGGAGAAUCAGGAGAGAGACACCACCGCUCCACCAGGUCCUCCACAACCUAAUUCAAGGGUAACUUCGUAAGUUUGACGGAAGCACAUACCCUCCCUUCUCUCGGCGACCACACUUCAGAGUUGGAGUUCUUUCUCUGUACUGCUGUUUUGCAAUGUUGGGAGCCAUUACCUUCCCUUCCUCUGCAACUCCACCGACCUUACGGGUACCUGUUUUGGGUUAUUCGAAUGUUAGAAACUCGCGAUUGCUAAAGCUGAGAGCGUGCCUUUUUGAUUUUCCUCUCGCAAGCAAAAUUAUCGUUAGAAAUUUGUCCCACUCAACUAGUGAAGCCAAACUGCAAAAGGAGUUCUCUAAUUUUGGUGAGGUAGUAGAAGUUAAGAUUGUCAAAGAUGAAGCUACAAAGAAGUCGAGGGGGUAUGCAUUUGUUCAAUAUACCUCUCAAGAUGAUGCAAUGCUAGCAUUAGAAAACAUGGACUGCAAGUAUAUUGAUGGCAGGUUGGUUCAUGUGGAACUAGCAAAACCUGUAAAGAACACCUUUGGAGCAUACCCAAGAUCAUCAGGCCCUCCACCCACUACAUAACAGAAUUCACUUGGGUCAGUUAGCAAAAAUACUGACCUCAUAAUGUUCAAAUGUUGCCCGUGCUUCAACAUGAAGCAACUCCCAACUAUACAAGUUCAAAGGAAGUGAAGUCGUACCAUUUGACUAUAAGGGAGUCAUUAUGAAGCCACAUUUCUAAGAUCAGAGAAUUACAAGAAAUACUGCUUAAUUGGUACUUAGUUUUUUUCUCUUCUUUUCUUAGCUAGGUAAGCAUUCAAUAUUGCAAGACAAAAUGUUCACUAUGUUGCAGUAUUCCAGCUAUUAGUUUUGUUCGGCAAGCACUGAUACCCUUUAGGCUUUUAGUCAAAUGGUGUCACAACACUUUCUUAGAUAUUCCAGACUUCCAGUUAAGGUUUAUUAUAAAUGAGAUAGUAUUAAAUUUGUCUACC